AAAGGCAUAUACCAGUACACCACCGUAUUGAUCGGCGGAUUCUGCAGCUGGGCAGGUCCACCAACGUAAAAGCAGGGGCCACUGGUUUAUUACGAGCACGCUAACAACAGGCAAGGCUGGUGGCAUCAAGUCGCCAUUGUUUCGCAGUGAAGCCAUGACUCCUUCUUGAAGGCUCAACGAACUAUCUAGAAAAGGUGUAAUGCCACUCCGGCUCAAGAUGAAAGGUAUGACCUGUCGGGACUCAAGAACCGCCACUCACAGGCCACUUCGAAAUGGUUGUGAUGACGUCUGGUCAUGGAACCGAAGAGACAAGUCCCACGAGGUCAGAUUGUAUGGUUUUCGGAUGAGAACAGCACAGUUUCAUCCUAACUGGAGUAAUGGAACAGCAGGAGUCCGAGGGACGAGGAUACUCAACCGUGGCAGAUAUUAUUGGGAAGUGAAGGUAUCGGAGAGAAUCUUUGGCACAAGCAUGAUGUUUGGCAUCGCCACCAAGAAGGCACGUCUACAUGUUGAAGCCUUUGUGAACAUGCUUGGCGAAGAUGAUCAAGGAUGGGGUCUGUCACAUAAAGGUUUACUAUGGCAUAACGGAGAAUGGAGAAAAUUUACAAAACCUUUCCGUGAAAACGAAGCCACAACGGUUGGCCUUCUCUUCGAUGGCCACCAAGGAACAUUGACUUACUUCAAAGAUGGUAUAUGUCUUGGAAUAGGCUUCUCAGGCUUAAAUCUAGUCGAAGAUGAUCUAUAUCCGGUGGUCUGCUCUACAGCAGCUAAAACUGAAAUGACAUUGUCACACAUGCGACGAGACUUUUAUAAUUUACAAGAUCGAUGUCGAGCAGUAAUACUUAGCAUUAUGAAGACAAAUAACGAUAUAAGGGACCUUAAUUUACCAACUAGAAUAAAAAGUUAUAUUCAGGAAGCCAUGGAGUCUCAGGAAACUGGGAAAAUACGCCGAACAGACGGUCAUUCUUCUCCUUACUUCAAAGCUUUACCGUGCAACAUGUUUCCUUUACCAGGUGUUAAAAACCCUUGUUUGUAUGUAUGAGAAUUAAAUCAAUAACUUAGGGUUUUUUUUUAUUUAUUUAUAUCAAUACUUGUUUUACCAUAACCUAGAAAUACAAGCUCUAGUAUCUUAUUUAAUUUUCUUAUAUAUAACAAACUUUUUGUUUUAUAGAUGUACAAAACCUCUAUGCUAAAUGAAGCAAGUAAACAUUCCUUUAUCUUUCUACAGAUCCACUAAUGAUUACAAUUCACAUUAAUAUUUUAGCCGAGAUAUGGUGCCAUAUAAGUACUUUCUUGAUCUAGGAUUGUGUGUUGUUUAAGAUGUGUGUGAGUGUGAUUUUGUAUACAUUAAUUAGGGCUAGCUUGAUCAACCUAGAGGGUUAAAUCAUCAGUUUUAACCCUUUAGUCUCCUUCGCCAAGAUUCAUCGUGAGAAAGGCUGAUCUAAGAUUAUAACGCCGUGCUUUAUCACUUUCUAAUAACAUUUUUCUUUAAGGUUAGAUGGAAAUAUUAACGUUAUCGUGAUUGUUUUUGCACCUCUGUGUUUCUAAAUUAAGGACACUGACAUCAGUGACUAUAUACGUCAGCUUUCACAAAAUGAUCUCGUUAUGUACAUAAAUAUUUAUGUAAUGUAUAUAUACAUAUAUGUAUUUUCAUUUCUUAGCUAGACCAGUUGUUUUUAUGACCCCCAGUAGUUCAGAGGCAAGCCUAACGGCUUAUAACUCUAAAAACCGGGUUUCGAUAUUGUGGUUGAUAAAACAGAUAGCCCAAUUUAGUAACUUCGCGCUUAACUACAAACAAAACAAACAAAUUGUAUUGUAAUUUCAUUUUUUUUUAAUCUGCUUGGCUUGAAAAACAUUUAAAACUAUUUGAAGUACAAUACCGCUGUUGUGUCUUCGAGGAGCGCGAGUAGUGUUGAUUCGUAGUUUACUCUUAAUAAGUACAAAAUAUACGAGCUAAUGUGGAUUAGUGAAUCGUAAAACAUUUUUCAUUUUACAGUUAGUGUCUGUCUGUGAAGAACAACUAUUUCGAGUAGAAAGGGUAAAAACAUAUGUUAAAAAAUUCUUGAAAUGUAUACAAUAUAAUUAUAAAUCGUGAACAAGGGUAUUAAUUAAUCCAGUGUGUUACCAAAAGGCAUACUUCAGCCUUCAGAUACAAAAGUCUCACUUGACAUGUUGCCCUCUUACGGACAUUUUGCUCACUUACUGGUGACGACUUUAGGAAGAAACAAGAUAUUCAAUAAUAAUACAAAAUAUUGAUAACUUUAUUAGGAAUCGCCUGCCUUUUUUUUAUUUACUCGACAAAGUAUAAAAUUAUUUUGAACUGAAUUAUGAUUUCAAAUAUGUUUCGAGUUUUAAAAAAUUCGAUCUUAGCUUUUCGCGAAAACAGCAACAAAACGUAAGAUAAGGGUAAUAUUUUCAGGUUAUUGUUGUAACCCUUUUCAAUUUGAGUUUCUACAGGGUCAGAUCUUUGAUGCGUAACUUGGAAUUCCGCUUUCUUAUCAAAUGUACAUGAAAUUCUUUGUCACCAAAUACAAACAAGUAGAUAUACAUUGAAUAGAAUAUAGAACGUGUCCUUCAACAGCAUUAUUUUGUAAUCUAACAAACGAGGCUCAUGGAGUCUGAUGAAAGAGUAAUACUUUUAUUAGAGUAAAUGGAAUUUAUAAGAGUUGUUUAUGAAAAUGAAAAUUUAAAUUGUCAUUUUUAAGCAGCAAACAUUAGAUAUAAAACAUAGCAUACGCUUUUCACAUGUUGGGGCAUUUAUAAAAUAAAAAUCUAGAAAAUGAAGACGAAUGUACUUAACUGUCAUGAGUGAAAAUUGUUUGAACUAUGCACUUAAAAGAAUAAGCACUGUUUUGUAUUUCACUCAGUAGUUUGGAGCGUGUUUAUACAUGUGUUUACGAGUGUAUUUAUAAUAUAUAUUUAUUUGACAUGCACUGUGACAAGCGCAGGGAUGGGUGGCAAUCUAGUCAAUAAACCCUCAGAUUUUCAACCUCGAGUCAAGGUUCUGUAAAUUGAGGCAUUUAGAAUGUAAACUAUUACGCCAUCUGUAUGUUUGUAUAAGUGUUGUACGUUUUGUAGCUUUUUCAACAACUUAUUGUUAUUUCAUAUGUACAUUAAAGGGUUUCGGCACUGAAUAGCCUGUUUUUAAACAGUUGGAAAAGCAUUUUUGAGAAUCUGUGUUCUGGGAAGUCCGUAUGUGUAGAGUUAACAGUUAUGUAUGUAAAUUGUAUGAUGGUAAUGAUAAUAAUAUGUAUGUAUUGAGAAUAAGAAAUAUUAAAUUUAGGGCUGUAAUUGUUUGAUUAAAAAGUCUUAUUACCUAUAGUAACUCCCAUCAACCGGCAGCAGACGAUUUAAAUUGUUUUUACUUAAAAAAAUAGUUGUUUCUUGUAUCUAUUCAAAGUGUUACUAUUUCAUGUUUUCAAAAAUAUUUCGUAGGUUGAUUUGGUAUCCAGUAUGUGAAAUAUUCAUAAAUCGGUGUUUUAAUUCAAUAUUUUAAUCUAGUAUUUUUCUUUUUAUCCAGUCUUAAUUGCAAAACAGGGUUGCUAAUGUUACUUAUUUGAUACCGUGUUGUGAAAUAUUGUAUACUUGUUUACUGUGUGUAUGGUAUGUCCGUUUAUAAAUAAAGCAUUGACUUGA
Molecule: messenger RNA, 3636 nt
Organism: Limulus polyphemus (Atlantic horseshoe crab)
Lineage: Eukaryota; Metazoa; Arthropoda; Merostomata; Xiphosura; Limulidae
Product: SPRY domain-containing SOCS box protein 3-like
Exons: 3
Coding region: 200-1042 (280 amino acids)
Biological process (GO): proteasome-mediated ubiquitin-dependent protein catabolic process; intracellular signal transduction
Cellular component (GO): SCF ubiquitin ligase complex
Molecular function (GO): protein binding
Source: RefSeq, a predicted model, not a curated record